Ogataea haglerorum is the source of this 4785-nucleotide messenger RNA. RefSeq lists its product as uncharacterized. Gene Ontology annotation, cellular component: nucleus. The record is from RefSeq and is a predicted model, not a curated record. The transcript has a single exon. Gene Ontology annotation, biological process: DNA damage response; protein polyubiquitination. The coding region runs from base 1 to 4785 and encodes 1594 amino acids. Lineage: Eukaryota; Fungi; Ascomycota; Pichiomycetes; Pichiales; Pichiaceae. Gene Ontology annotation, molecular function: ATP binding; ATP-dependent chromatin remodeler activity; ubiquitin protein ligase activity.
AUGCCAGACAUGUCUGUAAUAGACUGCUCUCUUGACGAGGCGUCUUUCUUGAGAGGCCAGUCUCCAUCUCUCCUUCGAUAUUUGGCCCUUAUUGACAGCGAUCCAACUCUGAUUCAAAAAAAGGCAACGUCGAAAAAACGCACUAUUGCUGAUAUUCUCAAAGAGCACCAUGAGUAUUACGGAAUUCAUCCUAAACAAGAGACUGAAAGCGACCCAAGAAAGAUAACAUUGCCAGAGCGUCUUAUGACGCUUACCAAGACACAUCUCGUAUGUAAGUUCACAGAUGCUCAUGAUGACAUGACAUUUGAAAAUCUGGCAGCGUUGUAUUGCGCUUCCAAAGGGCCGAUUGAUAUUCCGCCUUUCGAAGUGGCCCUCAAAUUGCAUGGCGAAACACUAGAAGUAAGGACGAUACCCCGCGGGAAACAUAAGUCAUUGCUAUUGUUCAAAUUACGAAUCAACAGCCAGUACGCACCCUUCUUAUCAGCACAAAUGAACUUUGCUAAGAAGGCUCCGAAAAUUGACCCCAUCCAUCUUGAAAAGCCCACUUUGAGCCUUCAAAUUGCCCUUAACCAUGAGAAUAGGGGGUUUUCGCUAUAUAUUGGCAUUGAUUUCAAGUUAGAGAUUCAGGAGACGGUGAAUUACAGGUACCCCCUGGAUGCCAUCAAAAAGAUCCGCGAGCUCAGUCCAUUCAUUUUCACCCCGAUAUUGACGCCCUACCAAAGAGCUUAUUCCUCCAAACCGUUUCCUAAACCAACAGAGUCUUCAUUUUACGAUCUGAUAACCAAAAACACGGAAAGAAUGCCUUACGACAACAAAACAGUGGAAAUUCCUGGCGUUCGCAAGACCUUGCUGAAGUUUCAGCAGCAGACAUUGUGCUGGAUGCUCCGCCACGAGGGUGUCUGCUUCAACGAGGCUUCGAAGAGAAUUGAGAGAUUGCCGCCUGUUGAGUAUUCGCCUGAUGAUCCAAACGCAAUCUCUGAAGCACUGGACCAGAUAAGUUUUGGCUGGUCAUUCAUGAAGAUGGUUGACUCUGAUUCAUACAUUUGGUAUAAUUCGUACACCGGUAAUAUCCUUUCCACGGAUUUGGCCAUCGCUUAUCUGUCCCAGUAUGACCAGUAUCCAAAGAGCGCCAAAGCAUUGCUUUCCGAAGAGAUGGGCCUAGGAAAGACAGUCGAAGUCAUCUCACUCAUAUCAGUCAAUCCAAGAACAGAGCCUUAUGGGGAAACGAAGAUGGACAGCUUCAACGGAGGAAGAUAUAUUACAGAGGCCAAAACUACCUUAAUUAUAUGUCCACAGUCCAUUAUCGGUCAGUGGAGGCAGGAAAUUGAGGAUAUCUCCAAUACGUUGAAAGUCAUGAUAUACGAGGGUAUAUACAACUACGAGAGGGAAGCAGAGAGUUCAAAUACGAGUCUCACACCUUCUGAUAUGGCCGCCAAGAUUCGAGAACAUGACAUAGUGCUCGUAUCUUAUCAUACGGUUUCGCGAGAACUUCAUAGGGCGAUUUUCAAGCCUGUUGCGAGACCUACACGGAAAUGUGCUAAGAGGAUUAAGCUCACGCAGGGGGGCGGUGAUUACAAGGAAACUCCUGGAAUCAAGCUGGAACCUGAUGAGGUGGAAUUCGAGGACACUCAAUACGAGAGGACGGAUUAUUCCUCGCCUCUAAUGCUAUGUGAAUUCUGGAGAGUUGUUCUUGAUGAAGUGCAAAUGACUGCAAGCAUGACAGCAAAUGCCUCGAAAUUCGCGAGGAUCAUUCCCCGCGUACACUCUUGGGGUGUUUCAGGAACUCUGAUAAAGAAUAACCUGAAUGAUCUUUACUCUCUCCUAAGUUUCUUGAGAUUGAGCCCCAUCGACCUAUAUUCAAAUACGGGAGAGACCUCUCCGUGGCUCAGUAUAGUAUCCGAAGCUCCAUAUUUCCAGUUUCAGAGGCUCUUUAAGAAGAUUUGUCUUCGCCACACAAAGAAAAUGGUGGCAGACCAGAUUAAACUUCCCUCGCAAAGAAGAAUCUUGCUUCGUAUGCCAUUCAGUGUCAUUGAGCGUGAUAACUACGAUAAUCUAUUUGCAAACUUUCUUCGCCAAGUGGGACUCAAUGAACAAGGCGAACCAAUAGUUGAUGACUACGAUCCAGCCAGAUACUACACUACAAUGCGCCAUUGGCUUAUCAGGCUGCGACAGGUAUGCUGUCAUGCUCAACUAGGAUCAAGCGCAAGCAAUAGGCGUAGAUUAGGAGGGAUAUUUUUCAGCGACGAUAACGGAAGCGACAAAUCAGGUAUGAUUUUGGGAACCUUGGACGAUGUUCUUUCCAGUCUCAAGAAAACUACUUUUGACGAAUAUGUUUCGGGAAAAAGAAACAUUUACAGUCUGCAUUUGAGACGAGGAAAGAUAUACGAGUUUAUGAGACUUCCGGAGAAGUCCAUGGAGAUAUUUGAAAUGAUAAUGCCAAAAAUUGAGCUCAAAGUCAAACAGUUUCAAGAAUCAGGUGAAGAAAAUAGUGCCAAAUUGCGGUCGUGGUUGGAGCUGCUAUACCAAACCUACUUUCUUUAUGCAUCCUCACAUUAUCAACACUAUCGGCCAAUGCGACCAAUGCCAGAUGCCUUCGAUAGCAAAGGGCAAGUUCCUGAUGUUGAAGAGGAUGUGUUAAAUCCUGUCGAAGAGGUUGACUUGAAUACUCUAUCUGAAGAUGAGAAAUUGCAUUACCAGAUUGAAAACGAGUAUUACAGAAAGGCGGAUGAUUUACUCACACAGAUUCUUCAAGAGCCGAUAGCUAAAGUCAAUGAGGCGAUUUCCAAACUUGUCGAUAAAAUCAGCACCUAUUCGAAAUACAAAUUUCCCAGAAACGCGCAGAAGACAUAUUCUAUCCUGAAAGAGUUUGAUCUCGACAUUCCAAAUGACCUUUGGAAGGUUUGUAACACCGAGUCGGUGGAUGUGGGUGAGAAUUACGGUCACUCAAUGUACGCACAACUCUAUCAUGAAAGACUUUCCAAGACAGUCUCUGACCUGAAUAUACAGGGACACAUUAUCAAUGUUUGGAUUUCCAAGUUGGUGCAACUAUUGAAGGAGCCGGUUACUAAGGACGCCGAUAAUCAGACUACAGGUGAAGAAUACGGUGCUUCUCUCAUAAAUCAGGAGCUUGCCCAUACCUACCUAGAAGAGUUGCAGUUGAUCCUUGAGGACCGGGAGAAUGCGAUGAUAUUUUUUGACGACUCUUCUCAGAAAAGAGGAAAGGCGGUGAAGGAGAAGAUCAUUGUAAAUAUGAACCAACCUACAAAUUAUGAUCUUCAUGUUCAUCUGGACAAAAUAAGAAGAGCUGUACUUCCAGAAGGGGCGUACAACUCAAAGUUUUGCCUGCGGGCGCUUACAACAGAGGCCCAAAACCUAGUACUGGACUUUCAGAAAUAUGAUGAAAGCGGCAACGCGCUCUCAAGUGACUAUGAGUUCCUGAAUAAUUUGAGUCCAAUGAUCAAGAAGGAAUUUGAUUCUCAAAGAAAAAACAUUGUACAUCUCCGGACGAAGCUCUUUGAAACCCUAAAUGAUACAUUCAACACCAAGAUCACCUAUUUCAAAUCCUUGCAGAUAAAGUCUGACAUUGUCGCUAGAUACCUUCCUGUUAGACCUGCUGUUUCCCCUAAUAUGACCCCUUCAGAAAAGGCAGAACAGGAUUUAAGCGGCUUAGAUUUAGAGAUUCAGGCUUUGCAAGAUUCGGUACGUGCAAGUAAAGUCAGACUGACUUACUUGAAUAGUAUCAUCGAUGAUUCUUCCGAAGAUCAUGAAAAAGAAUCCAAAAACGAAAAGUUAUGUGUUAUUUGUCGAUCGUCCAUCGUAGUGGGCACCCUGACUACAUGUGGUCAUCAAUUCUGCAAAGACUGUUUGGGAGAGUGGAUGAGACUGCAUCCUACUUGUCCAAUGUGCAAAAAACGUCUACAUGCUUCCGAUCUGUACUCAUUUACAGUGACCCGGAAGGAACUGAAAGGAGGAAUGAUGGCUGACUCACAAGAUUCUGCAGAGUCAAAACCCAUGAGCGAGGUCAAUAGGGACCUUUCGCGACUUUAUCAUUCUUUAGAUCCGACGAUGCUUAAAGAGAUCUCGUCAAUUGAACUGAAGAAAAACUAUGGCUCCAAGGUGGACAUGAUUGUUCGACAAAUAAUUUAUCUGAAGCAGAUGGAGCCAGACGUUCAGAUUCUUGUUUAUUCGCAAUGGACAGACUUUCUUAAAUUCUUGGGAAGGGCGUUGCGUCAAAAUGGCAUCAGUUUUCUCUCCUCGUCAGAUGUCACUCACGGUGAACCUAAUACUAAGAAAGGAAGAAGCACUUUUGGCAGCAAGGAGAUUGACAAGUUUAAGAGAGAUCCGCGAAUCACGUGUUUCCUUCUGAACGCUAAAGCGCAGGCUGCCGGGCUUACUCUCACGAACGCAUCGCACGUGUUUUUGUGCGAGCCGCUGGUCAAUCUGCCUUUGGAGCUGCAAGCUAUCAGUAGAAUCCAUCGAAUUGGCCAGUCUCAAGAUACUAAAGUUUGGAACUUCGUCAUUGAAAAUUCCGUUGAGGAAUCUAUUGCUAUUCUCUCAACCAAAAAGAGAAUGGAACUUGUGCGCAAGAGCAGUCAUUCAGAAUCCACGAUUGAAGAUCUGGACGAUGAUUUGGUGGAUGCUACAGAGUUAUCCAAGACUUUAACCGGUCUUGUAGAUAAAAAAGUCAGCGGCGGAGAGGUUGUUUCCAAUGAUGAGUUAUGGGCAAGUUUCUUUGCGGCCAAAUCUGGCGAUUUGGUGGACUCUAUUGUGGCGCAUCCAGAGUGA